Molecule: messenger RNA, 1022 nt
Organism: Aplosporella prunicola CBS 121167
Lineage: Eukaryota; Fungi; Ascomycota; Dothideomycetes; Botryosphaeriales; Aplosporellaceae
Exons: 3
Coding region: 1-780 (259 amino acids)
Source: RefSeq, a predicted model, not a curated record
AUGUCAUCACCGGACAACGACCCUGGGCACGACCCUGAAUAUCAACGAAUCCUUGCGACUGAACAAGAGGCUCAAGACAGACGCAUUGCAUGGCACGUGCAAAGAGGUACACCUCUGCCUCUUGCCCUCGCGCCACGCGCGCAACAGUUUCAACAACUACAGCAACUACUGCAACCCUACCUGACGGCGCCGCCCACGCCCAACCUCCCCACCCAGGGCUAUACCCAAUCCUCUGGGACCUUACAAACGCCCUCUGCUCGACCUGUGCAAGACCCACCUGCCAGUAUAUUUGGCAAAACUGCUUACCAAGCCGAACUUGAUCAACGCGAUAUGCAGCACGCCGGAAGACCACAGACGGCACCCGCUCAACCUGCGCAGCCUAAUGUUCAGAUUGGCCCUCCUCCACCUUGGAUGUUCGCCCCCCCUCGUACGGUCGCUCAACCUGCCGCUAAAAAUCCGCAAGACUUGUACAACGAGCUCUUCGGAAUACCUACCACGGUCACCCAGCCGGCACAGCGCAAUGUCCAGACGGGCCCCAUUCAACCUGCGCAGGGCCAAUUGAUCAAUCUAUUCAACCCUCAUGCGGUCACCCCACCUGCCCAGAACACUAUCCAGACAGGCAUCAAGCCGGCCGCGGAAGUCCAGACUGCGCAGGGCCAACCCAUCGGCUCAUUAAACCCUCCUGCGGUCACCCCACCUGCCCAGAGCAAUCUCCAGGCACACAUCAACGCGGAAUCACCCGCCGUAGAGGUCCAGCAACCUCCUUCCUCAAAUGGUUGACUUGCAAUCUUCUAACUGAACCCAUCAUCUUUGUGGGUAAUUAGUCCUUCACUUUCUUUUGUUUUGCACUGCUUUCAAUGUCCGGACCAACGAAGUCUGGGUAAUUAACCAUCAGCCUGCUUUGAUUAACGGCAAAGUUUUGAAAUCCGGACCCACAAUGAGGUUACGGUAUACCGAAUUUUGGUUUUGUAUAUUUUAGAUACCCAGUCUGGCGCUCUUUUCCCACAGGGUUUUUAACGAGG